Columba livia (rock pigeon) is the source of this 2960-nucleotide messenger RNA. It is a transcript of the gene SLC27A3, whose product is annotated as solute carrier family 27 member 3. Lineage: Eukaryota; Metazoa; Chordata; Aves; Columbiformes; Columbidae. Gene Ontology annotation, molecular function: long-chain fatty acid-CoA ligase activity; long-chain fatty acid transmembrane transporter activity. The record is from RefSeq and is a predicted model, not a curated record. Gene Ontology annotation, cellular component: endoplasmic reticulum. The transcript has 10 exons. The coding region runs from base 36 to 1901 and encodes 621 amino acids.
CGUGUCCGUGCGGGGCGUGUCCCGGGCGGCGGGCGAUGGCGGUGCUGGCGGCUGCGGCGGCGCUGGCGGUCGCGGUGGCGCUGGCGCUGCUGCAGCGGUUGCUGCGCCCGCACCUCUGGGCCGACCUGGCGUUCGCGGUUCGCGCCGCGCGGUGCCGGCGCCGGGCGAUGCGGGGCAGGGGCGGCCUGGCCGCCCGGUUCCUGCGGGCGGCGCGGGAGGCGCCGGCGCGGCCGUUCCUGCGGGCGGCGGGGGGAGCGGAGCCCUACGGGGCGGCGGCGCGGCGGGUGGCCCGGGUGGCCAACGCGCUCCGGCGGCGGCCGCUGCCCGGGGGGGGCGAGCUGGGGCCCGGCGUGACCGUGGGGCUGCUGGUGGGGAACGAGCCGCGGUUCGUGUGGGGCUGGUUGGGGCUGGCGGCGCUGGGGGCCCGACCCGCGUUCCUGGGCACGGCGCUGCGGCCGCCGGCGCUCCGGCACUGCCUGCGGGCCUGCGGGGCCAGGGCGCUGCUGGUGGCGGACGGCCUAUUUGCGGCGGUGGAGCCCAUCCUGCCCAGCCUGCGCGAGGACGACGUGGCCGUGUGGGUGCUGGGGGGGGGUCCGUACCCCCCCGGCGCCCUGGCCCUGCAGGACCUGCUGGACGCGGCCUCCGAGGAGCUGGAGCCCGAGGACGUGUGGGAGCCGCAGGACAUGAGUGACACCUGUCUCUACAUCUUCACCUCCGGCACCACCGGUCUCCCCAAAGCCGCUCGCAUCUCCCACCUCAAGUCCAUCAUGUGCCUGAGCUUCUACGAGCUGGUCGGAGCCUCCAGCCGGGACGUGAUUUACCUGGCGCUGCCGCUCUACCACAUGGCCGGGUCCCUCCUGGGCAUCGGCGGCUGCAUCGGCAUCGGGGCCACGUGUGUGUUGAAGGAGAAGUUCUCAGCCGGCCAGUUCUGGGAUGAUUGUCGCGCCGAGGGCGUCACCGUCUUCCAGUACAUCGGGGAGCUCUGUCGCUACCUGGUCAACCAGCCGCCGCGCCCCGGGGAGCGGGAGCACGGGCUGCGGCUGGCGGUGGGCAGCGGGCUGCGCCCCGACGUCUGGAGGAGCUUCCUGCGGCGCUUCGGGGACAUCCGCGUGGUGGAGACCUACGGCAUGACCGAGGGCAACGUCACCCUCUUCAACUACACGGGGACGCCGGGGGCCGUGGGGCGCAGCAGCUUCAUCUACAAGCUCGUCUCACCGUUUGACAUCGUGCGCUAUGACGUGGCGCAGGGAGCGCCGGUGCGGGACACGACCGGGCGCUGCGUCCGUGUGAAACCGGGCGAGACGGGGCUGCUGAUCGCCCCGGUGAGCCCCCGCACCCCGUUCCUGGGCUACGCCGGCAGCCGGGAGCAGUCGGAGCAGAAGCUGCUGCGCGGGGUGUUCGCCGAGGGCGACACCUAUUUCAGCACCGGGGACCUGAUGGAGCAGGACCGCGACCAGUUCGUCCGCUUCCGCGACCGCACCGGGGACACUUACAGGUGGAAAGGCGAGAACGUGGCCACCACCGAGGUGGCCGAAGCCUUGAUGGCCCACGAGUCCCUUCAAGAAGCCACCGUGUACGGCGUCACCGUGCCAGGCCACGAGGGCCGCGCCGGGAUGGCCGCGCUGGUUCUGCGUCCCGGCUGCCGCCUCGAUGGCUCCGCGCUGCACCGGCACCUGGAGCAGCUGCUGCCGCCGUACGCCUGGCCCCGCUUCCUCCGGCUGCAGGAGCGGCUGGAGAUGACGGAGACGUUCAAGCAGCAGAAGGCGCGGCUGGCGCGCGAGGGCUGCGACCCGGCGCGUGUCCCCGCGCCGCUGUUCCUGCUGGACGCCGCCGCCGGGACCUACGUCCCGCUGGUUCCCGCGCUCUGGGAGCGCGUCCUGGACGGGCGGCUCCGCAUUUAGAGCCGGAGCCGCGGGUGGCCCCGCGCCGGGCGCCACGGAGCGCCCGCCCCCCUGUCCCGCCAGCGCCGGGUGGCCCGCGGGUCCCCACGGCCGUCCCACCGUCCCCAGGUACCCAACACACGUCCUGUGGGUCCCCACGGCCGUCCUGCCGUCCCCACGUAGCCAACACAGGUCCUGUGGGUCCCCAUGUCCGUCCUGCCAUCCCUGGGUCCUCAUGUCUGUCCCGUGGGUGCCCACAUCUGUCCUGCUGUCCCCAGGUACCCACCAUGUGUCCUGUGGGUCCCCAUGUCCGUCCUGACACCCCAUGUACCCAACACAGGUGCUGUGGAUCCCCAAGUCUGUCCCGCGGUUCCCCACGUCUGUCCUGCCAUCCCCAUGUACCCAACACACAUCCUGGGGGUCCCCGUGUCUGUCCUGCCAUCCCCGGGUCCCCAUGUCUGUCCCGUGGGUCCCCACGUCUCUCCUGCCACCCCGUGUACCCACCAUGUGUCCUGUGGGUCCCCAUGUCUGUCCCACGGGUCCCUGUGUCCAUCCUGCUGUCCCCAUGUACCCACCGCGUGUCCUGUGGGGUCCCCACGUCCGUCCUGUCGUCCCCGGGUACCCAACGUCUGUCCCACGCGUCCCCACGUCUGUCUCGCGGGUCCCUGUGUCCGUCCUGCUGUCCCUGCGUACCAAACAUCUGUCCCACGGGUCCCCAUGUCUGUCCUGUGGGUCCCCACAUCUGUCCUGCCGUCCCUACAUGCCCAACAUCUGUCCCACGGGUCCGUAUGUCUGUCCUGCCGUCCCCAUGUACCCAACAUCUGUCCCACGGGUCUGUAUGUCCGUCCUGCCACCCCCAUGCACCCCCCAUGUGUCCCGUGGGGUCCCCCCGUCUGUCCCACGGGUCCCUCUGUCCAUCCCCGUCCCCAGGUCCCCCAUGGCCUCUGUGUCCCCAUGUCCCCCCCCAAUUUGGGAGCUGGGGGGGGGGUCACGUCCCCCCGCACUGGGGUCCCGCUCUUUGUAGGUACAAACACACUUUUUUAGGGGUUUUUUGGAUAAAUAAACUCUUUUUGUAGCAAA